Molecule: messenger RNA, 726 nt
Organism: Cylindrotheca closterium
Lineage: Eukaryota; Bacillariophyta; Bacillariophyceae; Bacillariales; Bacillariaceae
Source: the annotation of a GenBank genome assembly
AUGUUUUAUCCAACCGCUCGAAGGUACUUUCAGUUCCCAAGCUCAGAGCAUAAUGCUGUUGACAGUGACCCCAUUAUGAUUCGACAAACAUCCUUUGGCUGUGGAAAACUGGGCCACCAAGUGUGGCCAUCGGCCAUUGCUCUUUCCCUUUAUUUGUGCAGCCAAGACUUUACAAAAGAUAAAAGUGUUAUGGAGCUAGGAGCCGGAUGUGGACUACCGUCGGCUGUUUGUCGAGAUAUCUUGGGUGUAGAUUCCGUCUUGGCGACCGACUUUUGGAUGUUGCCGACAAGUGAAUGGGAAAAGGGUCGUCUGAUACCUGAAAAUUGGCAUGGAAUCAAUUUGGAAUUCAAUAUCUGCAAAGACGCUUCCAAAACUGCCAACAUUCAACAGCUGGAUUGGCACAAGCCAGAUUCUAUUCGAGAUGCCUUGCGAAUAGGCAAACCUAAGAUUGUGAUUGGAUCUGAUUUGGUCUAUUACCCAACAGACUUGGAACCCUUAUGGAACACCAUUGAGAUUUGCUUGAAAGAAGGAAAUCUAGAUCAGGUUCUCUUAGUAUCUCCCUUGGAACCGAUUACGAGAGAGGCGCUACCAGAAUUUCGACAGCUAUUGGAAGGAAAAGGAAAAGAUGGAUAUACUGUGGAAAUCGAAGAACUCACAGUACAUCGAGAUGAGAUUGGAAAUUCAGUGGAUCAUUUCUUGAGAAUGAGUAUUGCGCUAGCUCAAUAG